AUGAGUUUUGAAAUCCUGAGCCUCUUAUUUUUACUGCCGAAUAGUUCCUCUGGCUAUCCCAAACAAAAAUGCUGUUGCUCUGCAGAAGUUCUUGAGAGUAAACCAAACCCCAUAAAUAAUAUUUUCUCUCGAAUCGAAUGCCACUUUAUUUAUCCUUUAAAUUGGAGCACAAAAAUUUGGUUCCAAUUUAAAGAAACAAUAAUUAUUAAAAAAAAAUGAUAUGAAAUUAUUAGCAAAAAGUCUUUCGAUUUUUGUGAAGCUAUUUGCAUAGGAAGUUAUUAUCAAUCAAUCUCAGUAUUGAGCUUAUGUCAAAUGCUUUAA
Molecule: messenger RNA, 321 nt
Organism: Blepharisma stoltei
Lineage: Eukaryota; Ciliophora; Heterotrichea; Heterotrichida; Blepharismidae
Source: the annotation of a GenBank genome assembly